This is a messenger RNA of Paramecium octaurelia, 1308 nucleotides long. NCBI's taxonomy places the organism in Eukaryota, Ciliophora, Oligohymenophorea, Peniculida, Parameciidae. The record is from the annotation of a GenBank genome assembly.
AUGAAUAUUAAGUUCGUUUACAACUAAAAGACACAUAAGAUCUCCUCAAAAAAUAAAACUCUGGCUGAAGUUAGGGGCGCCAUCUCAAAUGUUUACCCUAAUGAACUUCAGAAUGGAUUUACUAUAUAUGUUACUUUAGAUUAAAGUAAAAUAUUUAAAAUCAUUUGUAGCUCAACCACCUUAUCAGUUGUAGGAUGAAUAGUUUUUUUCAAGAAUAAAGGACUUAUAUACUCAUUUAGGAUGGCAAUCAAUUAAGAUUAUAGUCAAAGACAUCAACAAUCCUGAAUUGACAGCAGAUGAUAUCAACACCCUAAACUAAAGUGUAGUUAUAAAGUAGAAUGCGGAAUUGUCAUAAUUUGAUGAUAUAUUCCAGAAAAAGGUUGCAGAUAAACCAAAAGAAGAGAAAUAAGAAAUCAAGUAAAGUCAUACUCAGAAUUAAGAAAAUAAUGUUGCUGAAGGAUUUACAUAAUAGUAAACUAAUUUAUGCUAUUUUAAGAAUAAUUUAACAGAUUAGCAAGCUUUCUUUACAGGAUGUUGAUUGCAAUAAUGAAGAAUUCAAAAAGUUUAUCAUCGAAUAAGUAGAUGAAAGAUUGGUGUUCCAUGGAAUCAUAGUAAACAAUAAGAAGGUGUAAGUUUAAAAUGAGAAUCAAAUAAACCCAUAAUACAAGAUGCAAGUAAUGUAUAAAUAGAACAAUGAAAUUUAAAUGGAGUUGGGGAAGCCUUACAAAUGGGAAAUGCAUUUAAAAAAUGAUGGCAAUGUUAUUUGGAAGAAAGGCUCUGUAAAGCUCGUUGGUAUAGCUGGAACAUAUAAGGACUUAAAGAUAGAUGUAUAUUAAAUAUAUGAUGGAAUUUUAGUUAUAAAAUGAUGUGAAACCAUAGGAAGAGGGAUUGUUCUAAUGUAUUUUGAAUCCUCCAGCCCAAGAGGUCAAUAAUGUCAAUAAUGAGUUUAAAGUAAGCAUUUUUUAAUAUGUAUUUAGUUGGCUCAUUACAAUGGAAAUAAGCCAGAGUUUUUUGGUUAAAAAGUAUGCUUUUGUCUAUUCGUGAAGAAGAAUAAUGAAAAGAAUGAAAGACCAUCAACAAUAACCCAGAAGGAUGCUAAAUUUAAUGGUAAGAGUGCAUAAAUAUUAUAUAGCUACUAUAAAUGAUUCGAAAUUAUAGAAGAUAUAACAUCUUACAGAAAUCUUGGGAAUUCAUCAUUCUUAAGCGUAACAAUUUGUUGAAGAGAACUAAAAACUAAAGAUCGAAGAACUAAUUUAAGCAUUUUAUGACCAAAAAAUUUGAUCUAAGAUUUUCAUUUAACAAUAUCUA